GAUCAGUUCACUCUACCCUUCCCGAUUCCAGUCCCAUCCAAGGUCGACACUCUGCUUGGCUGUGAUCGCAGUCGCAGACCAAGCGGCAAUGCCUCCCUUCAAGGAUGAGCAUGUUCUCGUAUGUCUCAUGCAACCCCGUUCCCUCAAACCAGCCUCUUUCCCAACGCAGUUGUUGACCUUAAUCCUUCAAUCUUCUAGAUCAUCGCGCCCGGAUCGCAAAUCACCGCCGCGCAAUUAGGCCUUCCAGAGUCCUUUACCCCUCCCAGAUUUCGGUUUCCUACGCGCAUGUUCCCUGGCAUCAACCCUGGAGAAUGGGAGCCUUUGAAGAUCCGAACCAAGACUGUAACGACUCAGAAACCAGUCCAACCUUCCACCAACGGCGAAGCAUCAAAGCCUGAGAUCCCAAAUGGUGACGUUGCCCCUUCUACCGAUGUGGAAAUGAAGGAGGCGCCUCCUGAGGCUCCCCCGGCAGACGUACCGACUGCUCCUGAGGCCGACGUCCCCGUCUCAGUCCAGGAAGAGCCCCAGGCAAACCAACCAGAAGGAACCUUACCCGACGCGCCAAAGUUAGAACCUGAGGAAGCGACCCAAGAAAUACCACCUGAAGUACCUCAAGAUGGCGAAACUGCCGCUCAAGAAGAAGCCCCUGCAGAAAUCGAAGAAGAAACCACAGAAGUCUACGAGGACGAUCACUGGUCGGUUGAAGGCGCGGUUUAUCCUAUUCGAGAUGGCCGUAUCGAAAAUUGGUCUUGCUUCUUUGCUCUGUUGUCGCAUAUCUACAACAUGAUUUCUCCUCCCUUUCACAUGCCGGUCUUGUUUAUCUCGCAGCCUUGUUGGUCAAGCCGUGAUAAGGAGAUGAUCACUCAGUAUGUAUUUGAGAACUGGAAGAUUCCGGCGUUCUGCCUCAUGGAUGCUGCUCUGACUGCCGCAUACGCGUACGGAGUUCCAAAUGCACUGGUUGUUGAUGUUGGUCAUGGUAAAAGCGAUGUGACUGCGGUGACCGACUUUCAAAUCAACGAUGCUGGUCGCGGUGUGGCGAUUUCCCAAACUGGUGGCGAAGCAAUGACGAAGAGGCUACAACAGCUGUUGGCCGACCGGGGUUUCACUGAUGAUAUGGCCGAGCAACUGAAACGGAGUCCAAUCUGCGAGAUUCUUCCUCUAGGUUAUGCGUUACCAACUUCUACCGAGAAUGGAGUAGCCAACAACCCCGCUGCCGCUGCAUCGACAGGUGCCCUAGAUUCAGGAUCUAAUAUCAGAGAUUCUGAGGGCCUUCGUCCGGGCCAGGUACCUCGUGGACCAGGAUUUGGAACUGCGGUGGGUGAAGAAAAUGGCAAUGGUGAUAACGAAGACGAUGAUGGAGUUCUUGACGUUGCAGCAAUCGUCGCGCGUGAUAAUGCCGCCGAGCUACUUGCCAAGCGAGAGAAGGAGAAGGCAGAAAGAGCCGCAGCGAAAAAGGGUGGUGGAGCGGAGCCUCCAAAACCGGCUCGGUUACGAAAUUCCGAAAAGACUCGUGCAUCUUUCACCUACGUGGAACUGCUCCCCAUUGAAGAAACAGAAGACGAAACAGCCGUACCAACAGCUCGCAAGCGAAAACGCGAAAUAGAAGUUGGAUUGGAGCGAUUCAUGGCUGCAACUCCAGCACCUGGUUAUGCGGAUGGCAUCGUGGAUACUAUUGCGGAAGCCAUCCACCACACCGUUCUCAGUGUUCCUGAAAUUCAAUCCCGAUCUGCUCUGUGGGACAACUUGAUCAUUCUGGGCAACGGCAGUCGGAUAAGAGGAUUCACCCAUGCUCUCCUUACUACCCUCAAUGCACGAUAUGUACUAUCUCCUUCGACAGCCACCAUCUUCACCUCCGAACUACCUUCGAACUUCACCACCCCCGUUGCAACUCCUGGUACCAAUACCCCGAUCCCAGGCCAAGGAGGAUAUCCCAAUCAUCCUGCCGGUGGGCAUGGGGUGAAUCCUCUCCUGGUAGCGGCAACGAAGAACAUGAUGCAACCCAAUCAACAUCUCCAAGUGUCCGGUCAAAUGAUGCCGGAUCCUAGCAUGCAGCACAGCCAUCGCGGAUUCAGCCAGGUACCCACGUCUAUCAAGACAGUCAAGCCUCCAGAUUAUUUCCCCGAAUGGAAAGACCCCAGUGUAUCAGGAAUGGAAGAGGCUUCCUUCCUCGGUGCCCAAGUUGCAGCCAAGGUGGUCUUUAUUGUCGAUCAAGGAAAUUCCAAAGGCUUUCUCACUAGAAGCGACUACAAUGAACUGGGCCCCACUGGCAUCCACGAUUGUGCCUUGUGAUUUCAGGGAUUUUCUUUCCAAUGUUUUAGGACGACAAGGGGAAAAGUUUGUAACAAUCACCAUUCUGGACUAGAAGGCGCAUGUGAGGGCAGAGCGUGAAGAUCAGCAUUCUUAGAGGCAGGACAUCCCUGAGAGAGGCGAGUCUGUCUUCUCAGGCUGGCCAGGCCAAGGACCCACAUCUCUUGAGCGAAGCACUCAAGAAGCGACACCGGGGAGUUCAGGGUUUGGAAGAAAAAGGGGCCCCUCGGCCUCGUCGUGGGAGGCGGAGGCAUGUUGGUUCUGGGGGUUAUAAGAUGAUGAGAUAUGAAAGGCCCGUCCAGCAUUCACCAAGAAGAUUUUGAUGGACGGGACAAUGAGAAGAGCUACCGACUGCUCAAGUACUGGAUAGGUAGAUGAGUCGACUGGUAGAAGCAAGAGUGAAGUGCUGUACAAGUAUAACUAAAUACCUAUGCAUGGCGACAGA
This is a messenger RNA of Exophiala mesophila, 2752 nucleotides long. RefSeq lists its product as hypothetical. The transcript has 2 exons. The record is from RefSeq and is a predicted model, not a curated record. The coding region runs from base 286 to 2289 and encodes 667 amino acids. Lineage: Eukaryota; Fungi; Ascomycota; Eurotiomycetes; Chaetothyriales; Herpotrichiellaceae.